This is a messenger RNA of Oncorhynchus kisutch (coho salmon), 2975 nucleotides long. RefSeq names its product semaphorin-3D. Gene Ontology annotation, molecular function: chemorepellent activity; semaphorin receptor binding. Bases 333 to 2975 code for a protein of 880 amino acids. Gene Ontology annotation, cellular component: plasma membrane. The record is from RefSeq and is a predicted model, not a curated record. Gene Ontology annotation, biological process: axon guidance; neural crest cell migration; negative chemotaxis. The transcript has 20 exons. NCBI's taxonomy places the organism in Eukaryota, Metazoa, Chordata, Actinopteri, Salmoniformes, Salmonidae.
UGCAUAGUUGGUUAUUCGCGGACGGCGGGGACUCAAACUGCUCAGAAGUGAAUAAAGGAAGCACAGGGAAAUAUUGGGGCGAUUUCGUUUGAGCAACUUGUAUCGCUGCUGUAAUAAAUUACAGCUAGCCCUUGCCAGGUGUAAUGUAAGGUUUCGGGAAUGUGUUGUUAAGGUCUGUGUGUGAGUUCAGCUCUGGUCAUCAUUACGCACGGGAGGAAUCCCGCUCCAGCAGCGACAAGACAACGUUGAGAACAGGUACUUUGCGAAGACGGUUGAGGAACAGUAGCAGAAGAGAGAAGAAAAGAGAAGAGAGAAGAAAACCUCCACUCAUCAUGAAGACUGGAGGAGAAAAUCCUGAUCCUUGGGAGAGGAGCCAGGGUGAGAGGCUGUCCGGGAGCUCCGCUGGAAGUCAGGGGAGGAUUAGGCUGUCUCUAGCCCACCCAGGGCUGCUGCUUCUGGGGAUAGUACUGCUGGUCGUCCUGCCCUCUGGAGAAAGUGUCAAACAGAAUGUACCCAGAGUCAAACUCAGCUACAAAGUGCUGAUCCAGGGUGGUAGUGUAUCAGUGUUCCUGAGUCCUACUGACGGUCUCCAUUCCCACUCUGUGUUGUUGGAUGAGGAGAGAGGCAGGCUGCUGCUGGGAGCCAAAGACUCAGUCUACCUACUGGACCCUGACAACCUCAGCAGAGCCCCCAGGAAGAUCAGCUGGCCAUCCUCCAGAGACACAGUGGAGAUGUGUAAACUGGCAGGCAAGAACGCUCAAUUGGAGUGUGCCAACUUUGUGCGUGUGCUCCAUAACUUUAACCAUACCCAUGUGUAUGCCUGUGGGACAGGAGCCUUCCACCCGAUAUGUGCCUUCAUUGAGAUCUCAGGACGCAGAGUGGAGGGUGUGUUCAAAUUGUUGUCUGGUACAGUGGAGUCCGGGAGGUUGAAAUGCCCUUACGACCCCUGGCAACCUUUCACGUCUGUCCUCACAGACCAGUUCAUGUAUGCUGGCACGGCAUCAGACUUCCUUGGUAAAGACACAACGUUCACCCGCUCCUUGGGCCCACCCCCCGACCAGCACUACAUACGUACUGACAUCUCAGAGGACUACUGGAUCAACGAGGCCAGGUUUGUAUCAGCCCAUCCUGUGUCAGACACCUUCAACCCAGACGAUGACAAGAUCUACUUCUUCUUCCGCGAGUCAUCACGAGACGGCAACGAUAAGAGUGUCCUGUCCCGCGUGGCACGCGUCUGCAAGAAUGACAUGGGAGGGUUGAGGAGUCUGACCAAUAAGUGGACAACGUUCCUCAAAGCCAGACUGGUGUGUUCCAUCCCUGGACCUGACGGAGUGGACACGCACUUUGACGAGCUCCAGGACAUAUUCCUGCUCCCCACCAGAGAUGAGAAGAACCCUGUUGUGUAUGGAGUCUUCACCACCUCCAGCUCUGUGUUCCGCGGCUCGGCAGUGUGUGUGUACAGCAUGGCUGACAUACGAGCUGUGUUCAACGGACCCUACGCUCACAAGGAAGGACCUGACCAUCGCUGGGUAGAAUACGAGGGGAGAAUACCUUACCCUCGCCCUGGAACGUGUCCCAGUAAGACGUAUGAUCCCAGGAUAAGGACCACUAAAGACUUCUCAGAUGAGGUGGUCAGCUUCAUCCGCUUCCACCCCCUCAUGUUCCGCUCCGUCUACCCCCUGACCAGCCGACCCGUGUUCACGCGUGUACGUGUCGACUACACACUGACACAGAUAGUGGUGGACCGCGUCAUGGCUGAGGACGGACAGUAUGAAGUCAUGUUUCUGGGGACAGAUGCUGGGUCAGUUCUAAAGGUGGUGAGCAUUACUCAGGAGAACUGGUCUACUGAGGAGGUGAUUCUGGAGGAGCUCUCAGUGUUCCAGGCUCCCACUCCCAUCCUGAGUAUGGAGAUCUCUUCUAAACAGCAACAGCUGUAUGUGGGUUCGGGGGCUGGGCUAGCCCAGGUGUCCCUGAGCAGGUGUCACCUGUAUGGUCAGGUGUGUGCAGAGUGUUGCCUUGCCAGAGAUCCUUACUGCGCCUGGGACGGACACACCUGCUCACAAUACGUCCCAGCAUCCAAGAGGAGAGCCAGAAGACAAGACAUCAAACAUGGAGACCCAUCCAGCCAGUGUUGGGACACAGAGGACACUCUGCGUGGAGGCAGGGUGGAGGAGAGGACAAUGUUUGGGGUGGAGAAUAACUCCACCUUCCUGGAGUGUCUCCCCAAAUCACAACAGACCACCACACGCUGGUUCAUACAUAGACCUGGAGCUGAACACAGAGAGGAGGUGAGGCCAGAUGACAGAGUGGUCCAUACAGGCCAAGGUCUCCUCAUUCGCUCUCUCCAUCCUGCCGAUGCCGGCAUGUACGUGUGUAUGGCACAGGAGCACACACACUUCACACACACUCUGCUCCGCCUCACGCUGCGCCUCAUUUCUUAUGGGCAUCUUGACGGGCGGCCAAAGCCCAGCAAGGUCCCCAGUGUUGAUGUUCGCCCCGGGGGAGAGUCUCGUCAGCGCUAUAAGGACUACCUGCGUGUGAUGAGUUCUCCCAUUGGCUCGCUGGAGGAGUACUGUGAUUCGCUUUGGCUGGAGAAGAGGCCGGCCAAUAGGAGAGGUGGAAGAGGGCAGGGGGUGGGGAAAUGGAAACACAUCCAGGAGCUGAAGAAAAGCAGGAACAGGCGACACCACGGAGAGAGGAAUGGAGAGAGGAAUGGAGAGAGGGAUGGAGAGAGGAAUGGAGAGAGGGAUAAAGAGAUGGAGCAGUAUGUUGGCACAGUGACUAAGAUAGCCAUGAAGAAACCUCCCCACCAGGCCGAGAUUAGAGCCUCAGAUGCCUCCAUCUGUCCCCCUGUCUCUACCAUGCUUCUGCCCAGCCAGGGACAGCCUCGGGUGGGCCACGUAGAUGGGCUGGGGCCCUGGAGGUCUGGACGACCAGAGUGGAGAGGCAUGGGGGCAGAGAGGCAGUGGGCAUAG